Molecule: messenger RNA, 3140 nt
Organism: Corylus avellana
Lineage: Eukaryota; Viridiplantae; Streptophyta; Magnoliopsida; Fagales; Betulaceae
Gene: TPS5
Product: trehalose phosphatase/synthase 5
Biological process (GO): trehalose biosynthetic process
Cellular component (GO): cytosol
Molecular function (GO): trehalose-phosphatase activity
Source: RefSeq, a predicted model, not a curated record
UUUUUUUGCUCACUGCCCACUUGGUUUAAAGUAUUGCUGCAUCUUCUAGUGCUUUGCUAAGUUGACUCUCUCCCUCUCUAUAAAGCUUUGAUUUUUUUCUCUGUCUCUUUUAUAUAUGUGGUGACUGUGUUGGUUAUGCAUUUGGGAUUUUUGAGCUAUUUUGGUCACUUUGCUUAACAUUGCUGUGUUUCCUGGUUGCUGUGUUAUUGGAGUCUGGAGAAGUUGAUUGUGAGGAAUCAUCAAGUCCUCUUCCUACUCCCAGCAGACAAAAAAGUGUUUUGUCGUCAUUACAAUGGUUUCGAGGUCUUAUUCUAACUUACUGGACCUUGCUUCCGGCGAAUCUCCAUUUUUUAGUAGAGAGAAAAAGAGGCUUCCUCGAGUGGCAACUGUGACGGGAGUGUUGUCGGAGCUAGAUGACGAGAGUGGUGGGUCUGAUGCUCCCUCAUCCGUCUCUCAAGAACGGAUGAUCAUUGUGGGAAACCAGCUUCCACUUAGGGCACAUAGAAGUGACAAUGGAGAGUGGAACUUUAGCUGGGAUGAGGACUCACUUCUUUUACAGCUUAAAGAUGGCCUUGGAGAAGAUGUAGAAGUAAUCUAUAUUGGCUGUCUUAAAGAAGAGAUUGACAUGAGUGAGCAAGAUGAUGUAGCUCAAAGGUUGCUUGAGACUUUCAAAUGUGUACCGGCAUUCAUCCCUCCUGAGCUUUUUAGUAAAUUCUAUCAUGGAUUCUGUAAGCAACAUCUGUGGCCUUUAUUUCAUUAUAUGCUUCCGCUAUCACCGGAUCUUGGUGGUCGGUUUGAUCGGUCCCUCUGGCAAGCUUAUGUGUCUGUGAACAAGAUAUUUGCAGAUAAAGUAAUGGAAGUGAUCAGUCCUGAUGAUGAUUUUGUGUGGGUUCAUGACUACCAUUUGAUGGUUUUGCCGACAUUUUUGAGGAAGAGGUUCAAUAGGGUGAGGCUUGGAUUCUUCCUUCAUAGUCCAUUCCCUUCAUCCGAGAUAUAUCGAACACUUCCUGUAAGAGAUGAACUUCUGAGAGCUCUUUUAAACUCCGACCUCAUUGGAUUCCAUACUUUUGAUUAUGCUAGGCACUUCCUCUCUUGUUGUAGUAGAAUGCUUGGGCUUUCUUAUCAAUCUAAGCGGGGCUACAUAGGGCUCGAGUAUUAUGGUCGCACUGUAAGCAUUAAAAUUCUUCCCGUUGGGAUUCAUAUAGGCCAGCUCCAAUUGGUUUUGAAUCUUCCUGAGACUGAAUCUAAGCUUGCAGAGUUACGAGAUCAGUUUGGAGGUCGCACUGUUUUGCUCGGGGUCGAUGACAUGGAUAUCUUUAAAGGAAUCAGCUUGAAACUUCUGGCCAUGGAACAAUUGCUCAUACAACAUCCUGAUAAGAGGGGAAAAGUUGUUUUGGUCCAGAUUGCAAACCCUGCGAGAGGCAGAGGAAAGGAUGUGCAGGAGGUCCAAUCUGAAACUAGUGCCACAGUGAGAAGGAUCAAUGCGACAUUUGGAAGAGAAGGUUAUAAGCCAGUUGUCUUGAUUGAUACCCCACUUCAGUUUUAUGAGCGAAUUGCUUAUUAUGUCAUUGCAGAGUGUUGUCUUGUUACAGCAGUGAGGGAUGGAAUGAAUCUUAUUCCCUAUGAAUAUGUUAUAUGUCGGCAAGGAAAUGAGAAACUAGAUGAGACCUUAGGACUAAACCCAUUGAUCCCAAAAAAGAGUAUGCUUGUGGUAUCUGAGUUUGUUGGGUGCUCGCCAUCACUAAGUGGUGCAAUUCGAGUGAACCCAUGGAACAUUGAUUCUGUAGCUGAAGCCAUGGACUCAGCCCUAAUAGUCUCCGAGGCAGAAAAACAGUUGAGGCAUGAAAAACACUAUAGGUAUGUCAGUACACAUGAUGUCGCAUAUUGGGCACGUAGCUUUUUACAAGAUCUUGAAAGGGCAUGUGGGGAUCAUAUGAGAAGGAGGUGCUGGGGGAUUGGUUUCGGUUUAGGGUUUCGAGUAAUUGCUUUGGAUCCAAAUUUCAGAAAGCUUUCAGUUGAGCAUAUUGUUUCAGCUUAUAAGAGGACUAAGAGCCGAGCAAUUCUUUUAGAUUAUGAUGGUGCUAUGAUGCUGCAUGGUUCAAUUAGUACAACAGCUAAUACUGAAGCAGUUGGAAUCUUAAACAGCUUGUGCAAAGACCCCAAAAAUGUUGUCUUCAUUGUUAGCGGGAGGGACAGAAAGACUCUAAUGGAAUGGUUUUCUUCCUGUGAAAAGCUUGGGCUUGCAGCAGAGCAUGGUUAUUUUGUGAGGCCAAAUCAUGAGGCAGAUUGGGAAACUUGUGUUUCUGUGCCAGAUUUUGAUUGGAAACAGAUUGCUGACCCAGUAAUGCAGUUAUACACUGAAACAACUGAUGGUUCUACCAUAGAGACCAAGGAGAGUGCUCUUGUUUGGAAUUACCAGUAUGCAGAUCCAGAUUUUGGUUCGUGCCAGGCUAAGGAGCUUCUUGAUCACCUGGAAAGUGUUCUUGCCAAUGAGCCAGUUUCUGUCAAGAGCGGCCUGCACAUUGUAGAAGUUAAACCUCAGGGCGUCAAUAAAGGUAUUGUAGCAGAAUAUCUACUUUCAACAAUGCGACUGAAGGGAAUGCUUCCAGAUUUUGUUAUCUGUAUUGGGGACGACAGAUCGGAUGAGGACAUGUUUGAGGUUAUAAUGAGUGCAAGGGCUUCCCUAUCCCCAGUUGCUGAAGUGUUUGCUUGCACUGUUGGCCAGAAACCCAGCAAGGCUAAGUACUAUCUGGAAGACACAACCGAGAUUUUGAGAAUGUUGCAGGGCCUCGCCAAUGCUUCAGAGCAGGCUGCUAGAAAUGCUCCCCAAGCUGCUCAGCGAGCGGUUAUUGCUGAGAGUAAAUAGUCUUCCUUCUCUCUAUCUAGGUCCUAUCAUAUUCUAUUUGGGGUUGUCUUGUGCGGUAUGAUUUUUCUGGUUGGAUUCGAGCUCAACAUUUUGGAGGUGUAGGUCUUGCCUUUCUUUCAGAUUGCAGAAGUACACGUUUUUUCUGUUCUCAGUAGAUAAAUUGUAUCUAAUAUUUGUUGUUCAUGUCAUGGUAUUGGUGUUAGGAUUGAUGUUGCGGUUGUCCUAAAAAAAGUUGAGCUUGAUUAUAUUUAAUAAAAUUGUUUAUUUUGAUGUU